Closterium sp. Naga37s-1 is the source of this 931-nucleotide messenger RNA. The record is from the annotation of a GenBank genome assembly. NCBI's taxonomy places the organism in Eukaryota, Viridiplantae, Streptophyta, Zygnematophyceae, Desmidiales, Closteriaceae.
GUACAGCGAGCAGCACGGGGGCAUUGUGCUGGCCUAUUCCAACGUGCUGCUGUUCGGCCGCACAGCAGCCAUUCUAACCGGACUCAACCCCUACCUCCACGUCAGCCUCUCCGCGCGCCUGCUGCUCUUCGCGCCGCGACCAGGAGCCUUUCUUGAGGGAGUGGUGAACAAUGUGGGGGCGGAUUUCAUCGGUCUUCUCGUGCUGGGCGUAUUCAACGCCGCUGUGCCCGACCAGUUCAUGCGCUCCUGGAAACACGUGGAGGAGGCCGCCGCCGACGACGGCGACGGCGACGGCCAGCAGCAGCACUGGCAGCACAAAGAGGACCCCUCCCACCGCAUUUUCGUUGGCUCUCGCAUUCGAGUGCAAGUGGACAGUGCCACAGGGGACGGCACGUUGAUGUCCAUCAGAGGGUCGCUAGAUGAUCUAGAUACGGGCACUCUCCCCGCCACCACACCAAAGAAGAAGCGUAAAGCCGACCAAGCAGCAGCAGCAGCAGAAGCAGAAGCAGCAACAGCAGCAGCAGCAGCAGGGGCAUUAGUACUAGCAGAGCCUAAGACACCAGUCCCCGCUGGCAUCACUGCCACCGCAACCGCAACCCCCCAGGCAUCGCCAGCUCCCUCGGCUGUUGCAGCACCCAGCGGGGAUGCAGGCGGGAAGAAGAAGAAGAAACAUAAAGCAGACCAAGCAGGAGCAGCAGGAGCAGUGGUAUUAGCAGAGCCCAAGACACCAGUCGCACCUGGUAACGCUGUUACAGCAUCAGCAGCCGAGGCAUCCCCAGCACCCAGCAGCGGCGGGGAUGCAGGAGGGAAGAAGAAGAAGCGCAAGGUGAAGGAGGGGGAUGUGUCUGCUGCCCACACAGCCACUCCCCCCGGUGCUUUGAAGGUGGCCAGUGGGAAGAAGGCAAAGAAAGCUGCUGCAGGCAGCAGCUAG